AUGGUGCAAGAGUAUAAGAAGCAUAUGUCGUGUCGUCUAUGUAACUUGCUUGAGUUGGGUAUCGUAUGUCAGAAGUUAGCCGACUAUACCGCUGCCACUUCCUACUUCGAGGACGCCCUCAACCGGUUGUCCCACCCUGACACAGUUGAACAUCGCCUCCAGAUGAUCAAAGCUCUUACUGGACUAGGCCAAGCGUAUAGUAUGACAUCACAACCGUUGGAGGCUCACCGAUUCUACCUAAAAGCCAUUGAGAUAUGCGACCAGGUUCUACCAGUCAACCAUCACUACACUGCCACUCUAAAUGGACUGAUUGGAGAGUUAUACCAGAACCAGGGAAGGGCAACAGAAGCAUUGCAAUACCAUGUCCUUGACAUAAUUGAGACUCAACGCACUGCAGGACUGGGGAAGCCACGAGUAGCGGCCAUCUUGAAUAAUAUUGGGUUGUCUUUGAUGGACCUCGACCCAACUGGAGAGGACGCCCUUCCAUUUUUCGUUGAGGCCUUGUCCAUACUCAUCGAUGCUUAUGGACUAGUGCAUGUCGAUGUUGCUUCCGUCAGAAUGAACAUAGCUGCCUACUUCUUCAAUGCCAAGCUGUACAAGUAUUCUCUCUUUCAAUAUAAGAGAGCAUUUGAGAUUUUCAAGGUUUAUAUGGGAUCUCUCCAUCCGAAGUCUCAGGAAGCCAGGCAAGGACAGAAAGAGUUGAGGCCGUUUACCAUGGUGCAAAAAUAAAGGAUCUUCCAAAUCAUUGCCUAAUGUUAGAAUUUAUGUUACCUCUUUCUUCUAAGCUAUUAAAUCUUACUUUAUAUACACUACCCAGGUAACAAUACAGCGUUGGACCAACGUUGGAUCAACGUUGGGAAUUUUUUUCCCAACGUUGCCUCAACGUUGGCAGGCCAACGUUGCAUCAUCGAUAGAAGUGCACGCGCAUACAUCGUCAGACCAACAACAUUUCCAACGUUAGUUCAACGUUGUCCAGCAACAAUGUUUCAACGUUGUCUGGCAACGUUGAUCCAAUGUUGGCUAAAUAGACAAAUACAACAUUGCUACAACGUUGGUAAGCAACGUUGUAUCAUCGAUAGAAGUGCACGUCCAUACAUCGUCAGACCAACAACAUUUCCAACGUCAGUUCAACGUUGUCCACCAUCAAUGCUCCAACGUUGGUAUAAUGUCGGCUGAGUCAUCAAUAACAGCGUUGCUGCAACGUUGAUGGGCAACGUUGAAGCAGCGAUGGACGUGCACUUGCAUACAUCGUCAGUCCAACUAUGUUUACAACGUUGGUUCAACGCUGUCCAGCAACAAUGCUCCAACGUUGUCUGGCAACAUUGCUCCAACAUUGUUACAACGUUGUCACAACGUUGCUCCAACAUUGCUCCAACGUUAUUCCAACGUAUGGCAGUAAUUAACAAAACAUUAAUUGGUUUCAAGGUGAAGUCCACCAUUACAACUCUACACUCAAAUCUUUAUCAUCAUAUGUCUUAUCCUAUCCUAAAAUCCUACAUCCUAAUCCUAUAUCCUAUUCCUAUCAUCCUACACCUAUCCACUGUAACCUGUCAUUGACUCCUAUAUAUAGAGCAACUUUGCUAUACUUGGCAGAAUACAGUUAAUAUCAUUUUCCACACUUAACCUUGAAUAUUUCACUUAGAAUAAUAUGUUUUGAUUAUAUAUGAUAUGGUAAUGGAGCCACAUACUUUUCUGAAACUUUUCAUGGUGGAAAUAUUGAAUAAACAUAAAUACUCUAAUUAUUAUAGCAAUAUUACCUAAAAUUUUGGUCAUUUACUGAUGUAAUGAAUAUUCAUGAGUGCAUAAUCAUUGUCCAGAUGAGGCAGGUAUGGCAGCGUUGGUCCAAUGUUGGUCCAACGUUGGGUGACGUUGAUCCAACGUUGGUAUAAUGUUGGUCCAAUGUUGAUGGAAAGUUGAUUCAACUUUAGUCCAAUGUUAGUCCAACGUUGGCGUAAACGUUGAUUCAAUGUUUGUCUAAUAUCGGUUAAAUGUUGUUGUAACGUUGAUUCUUUGUUGGUCUAAUUCUAAACAAAUCCAACGAUGCGCCAUCUCCAUCAAACAGUUUUCAACACUGUGCCAUCAUCAUCUGUAAUCUGUUCAUGAUUCUAUCAAAAAACAUUACAACUAUUAUUACAGCUAUUCAUUUCUUUUCAUUCUUUCUGUUACAAGUCUCUUCACAUAAUUAAGAGAAAUCAAGAUAAUUACGUGUGAUAUUUAUUGAGGCCUUUGUAGCAUUCAAACUUUUUUGACAUCCUCUUUUUCUCAAACAAGACUAAUACCAAAAAAACAUAUGCAUAUGUAAUAAAAAUUAAGAUGUAUUAC
This is a messenger RNA of Lytechinus pictus (painted urchin), 2322 nucleotides long. Its product is annotated as kinesin light chain-like. The transcript has 5 exons. Lineage: Eukaryota; Metazoa; Echinodermata; Echinoidea; Temnopleuroida; Toxopneustidae. The record is from RefSeq and is a predicted model, not a curated record. Gene Ontology annotation, molecular function: protein binding. The coding region runs from base 1 to 729 and encodes 242 amino acids. Gene Ontology annotation, cellular component: Cul4-RING E3 ubiquitin ligase complex.